Molecule: messenger RNA, 906 nt
Organism: Cooperia oncophora
Lineage: Eukaryota; Metazoa; Nematoda; Chromadorea; Rhabditida; Trichostrongylidae
Source: the annotation of a GenBank genome assembly
AUGGAAGAGGGCAGUGAGGGACGGAAAUCUCUCCGGCCGUUGGCCUUCGCCUCAGUAGCUUUGGCUACCGUGAGCGUUUUGUCUUGCAUCAUCAGCCUUCCACUCGUCUAUAACCAUGUCCAGUCCAUUCAAUCGUACAUGCAGAAUGAGGUUGACUUCUGUAAGACCCGCUCUAGAGAAAUGUGGCGCGAAAUGGUGACCGUACAGUUCACAUCAACUGGGAAGAUUAACCCUCGUGCUAAGCGAGAAGCCUACGAAGCUCAGCCAGUAGAUGCUGCUCACUCGAAUCCAUCAUCAGCUGGUGGAUCGUGCUGCACCUGCCAGGUCGGUCCUCCUGGACCUCCAGGCCCACCUGGACGAGACGGACGACCUGGUGCUCCUGGAAGACCUGGAAAUCCUGGACCACCAGGCAGAGACGGUUCUCUACUGCCAGGACCGCCACCAAAACCGCCAUGUCAGAAAUGUCCACCUGGUCCACCAGGACCACCAGGACCACCAGGACCGAAAGGCCUCCCUGGACCGCAAGGAGAUCCGGGUACUCCAGGUCACGAUGGAAUUCCUGGCCUUCCCGGACCUCCCGGUCCACCAGGUCCACAGGGACCGCCCGGUAUACCAGGCGAAAAAGGACCACCAGGAGAACCCGGCAAAGUCAUCAACGGUGCACCGCCAGGUCCUCCAGGUCCGCCGGGCCCACCGGGGCCACAAGGACCGCCAGGACCACCAGGAAAGGAUGGCCAAGCAGGAAGACCAGGACCACCUGGACCACCUGGUGAUCCUGGGGAGAAGGGUGCCGAUGGAUUGCCUGGACCUCAUGGACCGCCCGGACCUCGCGGACCGCCAGGACAGCCGGGUUCUUGUGACCAUUGUCCUCCUCCACGAACAGGACCGGGAUAUGGGCGAUUGUAG